Messenger RNA from Aspergillus viridinutans, 750 nucleotides. RefSeq names its product putative extracellular soluble lytic transglycosylase. The record is from RefSeq and is a predicted model, not a curated record. Lineage: Eukaryota; Fungi; Ascomycota; Eurotiomycetes; Eurotiales; Aspergillaceae. The transcript is spliced from 2 exons. Bases 1 to 750 code for a protein of 249 amino acids.
AUGGCUGUCCUUAAAAGCAUCACUCUGACUUCUCUGGCCCUCGCUAUUGGUGUCACAGCCCAGUCCGCCAGCCCAGGUGUCGGUAUAAACCCAAAGGCGCAAGGUGCAACAGAAAAUGUCACCCCAAGCACCGGUCCAAACGGCUCCGAAGACUGGCUCAACACCGGCAUCACUAGCAACGGCUGGAACCCUCCUUUCCUCUCCAUCGACGAUGUCUACACAAUCAGCCUCCAAGACUUCUACAACGGCAUUGGUUCCGCCUGCGCCCAGUACGACGGCUACUUCCAAAGCAGCGCAUCCAAGUACGGCGUCAAACCGGUCGUUCUCGCCGUCAUCGCUAUGCAGGAGUCCUCGUGCAAUGCCAACGCUGGUGGACCUACCCCAGGCCUGAUGCAGGUCUCGUGCGACAAUUACCCGAAUGGCCAGUGCACGGAUAGUAUCCAGGAUAAUGUGGACGCGGGAACGCACUAUCUCAAGUCGCAGCUUGAUGCGUCAGGGGGUAACGCGAUCAAGGCGCUGGGUUCAUACAAUGGGUGGUUUACUGCUGGGAGCGGGCUUAACGGGAACCGCGGUUUGACGCAGGACUACCCCUGCUCGGCUGAGGGUAAGGCGCAUGGUAUGCCCCAGAAUCUGGAUUACGUGCACCAGGUGCUGAAUGGGUGGAUUAUGGGGUUGGAUGUUUAUGGAGAGGAUAACUGGAUUGGUACCUAUCACUGUGAUCAGUCGUGCAGUGAUGGCAGUUUGUGCUAG